Messenger RNA from Manis pentadactyla (Chinese pangolin), 5805 nucleotides. It is a transcript of the gene UBE2J1, whose product is annotated as ubiquitin conjugating enzyme E2 J1. NCBI's taxonomy places the organism in Eukaryota, Metazoa, Chordata, Mammalia, Pholidota, Manidae. Bases 398 to 1354 code for a protein of 318 amino acids. The transcript is spliced from 8 exons. The record is from RefSeq and is a predicted model, not a curated record.
GGCGCGGGCGCCCUCUGCUCGCGCAGGUUCCGGAGCGGGCUUGGCGCGGCUGGCGGCAGCCGCUGAGGGACCGGCCGCCACGGGGCGCCUGCCACGUCAGGGCAACUUCACAAAACCCGGCGAGGGCGGGUGACGCAGGCGGGCGGCUGCGGCGGGGCUGCACGGCGGCCGGGCGAGGAGGCUGAGCGCCAGCCGCGCGCCCGGUUCAGCGACGCCCCGGCCCUCGGGAGGCGGGGGAGCGGAGGAGGAGGCCCGCGCCCGCCCCGCGCGCAGCCCGGGCCCCGACUGGGCGGCGGCCGGGGCCAAUCGGCUCGAGCCGCGCUCGCACCCGGGCAGCGGCGGCGCGGAAGGGAGGCGGCGGCUGGCCGCGCAGCCGGGGCCGGGCCAGCGACCGGCCAUGGAGACCCGCUACAACCUGAAGAGUCCGGCUGUUAAACGUUUAAUGAAAGAAGCAGCAGAAUUGAAAGAUCCAACAGACCAUUACCAUGCACAGCCUUUAGAGGAUAACCUUUUUGAAUGGCACUUCACAGUUAGAGGGCCCCCAGAUUCUGAUUUUGAUGGAGGGGUUUAUCAUGGACGAAUAGUACUGCCACCAGAAUACCCCAUGAAACCACCAAGCAUUAUUCUCCUAACAGCUAAUGGGCGAUUUGAAGUAGGCAAGAAAAUCUGCUUGAGCAUCUCAGGGCAUCAUCCUGAGACUUGGCAGCCUUCCUGGAGCAUAAGAACAGCGUUACUAGCCAUCAUUGGGUUUAUGCCAACAAAAGGAGAGGGAGCCAUAGGUUCUCUAGAUUACACACCCGAGGAAAGAAGAGCGCUCGCCAAAAAAUCACAAGAUUUCUGUUGUGAGGGAUGUGGCUCCACCAUGAAGGAUGUCCUGUUGCCUUUAAAAUCUGGAAGCGACUCAAGCCAGGCUGACCAAGAAGCCAAGGAACUGGCUAGACAAAUCAGUUUUAAGGCAGAAGUCAAUUCAUCCGGAAAGACUAUUGCUGAGUCAGACUUAAACCACUCUUUUUCAAUAAAUGAUUUACAGGAUGAUAUACCUACAACAUUCCAGGGUGCUACAGCCAGUACAUCGUAUGGAGUCCAGAACCCCUCGGCAGCCUCCCUUCAACAACCUGCCCAACCUGCAGUUAAGAAUACCUCCAUGAGCCCUCGACAACGCCGGGCGCAGCAGCAGAGUCAAAGAAGGUCAUCUGCUUCACCAGACGUAAGCCAGGGCCAGCAGCCAAGAGGCCACCACACUGAUCACGGUGGAUCUGCCGUACUGAUUGUCAUCUUGACUUUGGCGUUGGCAGCUCUUAUAUUCCGGCGAAUAUAUCUGGCCAAUGAGUACAUAUUUGACUUUGAAUUAUAAUAUUGUUUUGUGUCUUAAGAGCUGUGACUCAACUGCUUCAUUAAACAUUCUGCAUUGGGUAUAAUCUAAGAACUGUUUACAAAAAGAUUAUUUUCUACUUACCCUUCAUUCCUUUUUUGAUCCUUAUAACUUCAGUAUAAAUAUAACUAGACAUUCAGACUUGUCCUGCUUAGUUUAAGAGACUGGAAGUUGAAGUCCCUUGUCCCACCAAAUGACCUGUUCUACAGGGAUAGAGUUUACUGUUGUUUCUCAUGCCUUGGCUUCUCUUUAUGUAAAUUUGUGAUACUCUUCUGUAUAACCCUUAGACAUUUUGGAUAAAAGAUGGUGUUUUAAGCUCCAGUGAGUAUUACUAGUUACUCAAUGCCAGUUAUUGAGUACUCUGUUUCUGUAGAAUGAUAUAGGGAUAUGAGUUGAAAAGGGAAAAUAAAACCCGUCAAAUAACUUGCUUAAAAUAUCACUCAAGAAACAUACUGGGAUUGCCCAUUCUAUAACUUUGUGUUGUAAACAUUCUUCAGUGAAAGUAGCUGUUUCAUUCAAACAUCUAUGAGGAAAUGAGAUUAUAUCUUUGUUAUUGGAUGUUACUUGACUAGAGAAUAAUGCAUUGUAACCACUUUGUUAUGCUGUUAUCCCUUCAGUACACACACAAGAUUCACAAAGGAAGAAAACAAUCCUCCAUCGAGCUUUGUUUAAGGAAGGAAAGGUCCAGUCCAAACCAAUUCUUGAUUUUCUUCCAGUAGUUAAGUGGGAGGAUCUUAAGAUUUUAAUGUUUGCUCUGCUCUGAAUUGUCUCUGUUGAGAUGUAUUGUAAGCCUAGCUUUGUAAUCAGUACAAAUUUAAUUAUUUCAGGAAUAUGCAUAAUGUUGAUAUACUUCAUGUACCAUUUUAAUAGAAAAGCCCAGGGCCCAAGGAACAGUGAAAGAAGUUAGAAAAACCCUUACUUAGAAUUGCCCACCUAAUCAAAGCCCAAGAAAUAAUUUUCAGUGCAAAAUCAAUAUAUAACUUAAUGCUAGUCAGCUUCACAGACUCUUAGUAGAUAAUUUUAUCAUCAGAAUGCCUGCCAAGAACAUACAAUCACAGGUAAACAUUGCCUUCAGCAUAUUUAGCUGCAGCAUUAAGGGCAUUAUUGAGAGUAUUAUUAAUGAAAACAUAAUUUUUAAAUGCAGGCAGUCCCCAGUUUUCAAAUAUGUUAUGCUGUAAAAGUGCAUUUGUGUUAAUUUUUUUUUGUAACUCAAUGUUAUAAGUGUUUUAGGUUUUAGACAAGUCCACAGAAGUUAGUCCAUAAUGUAUCUUGAAUACUUUGGGGGAUAGUAUUCAUAAAGUCCUUAUGUGGUUUUAGCUAACUGAAAUUAUGGGCAAGAUAGAAACAAUUUGUAAAAUGAUUUUAAAAGCAAAUUCAAUUUUUACUCCUGCUAUUGGCCUUUGGUUCUAUUAAUUCAGACACAAUUUCUGUUUUCAUCUUAGAGCCAGUUCUUUUAUGUCUGCAUUUAAAAUAAGAACCUAAUUGUGUACCAUUAUAUAAUACAUAGUUGUAUACUUAACUUUAAUAAAUAAUCAUUUUUAAAGUAUUUACAGAUUGUUUCUGUUGUAUCUACAGCUGAAGUUGGGUCUAAAAAGCCCAAGGACUUUAUGAAGACCUCAUAUGUCAGGGAAAUUGUAGGUUACCAUUUUAAAACUUUAUUGCCAUGAAAAAGUACAUUCUGAAGUCUUGGUUUGGAACACGAGAUUUUAGAAAUACUGGUUCACGGUUGGUGGUCUCCUGGCAAGAAGUCACUGACCCCUCCAGGAAGACCAGGCAGUGUUAUCACCUGAGAAGAAGGAAGUCCCUAUGCUGUCGACCUGUGUGAGAUUAAUCAUGUGCUACAAACAGUCUUCCCUCUGUUUCUCUCAGUCAGACUUGAGUCAGCCUCUGAAUUUAUAUGAUUUUGUUGCAUGGUUCCAUGGGGUGUUAAACUGUACUUUAAAAUCGAUAAAGCCAAGAAGAUUUUGCAUUGUGCAGAUCUUUCUCUGUCUCAUUGCCUCUCUUCCCGCAGCUGUCAGCUGACAGGCCUCCUCGGUUGCCCUGGGUUUUUUAGCCCCUGAUACAUGUAUCUGAAAGUGGCAUCCUUUUUUGCUCCUCUUUCAGCUCACAUGCUACCUAAAAAUCCUUGUCAACCUGACCUCCAUUGUGGAGUUAAUAAGCAAAACUGAUCUUUGGGGCCACUCUUUCUCAAACCUCCCUGAAGAGCUUCUUCAGAAAACUAUCUUUAAAGCCCUAUUUAACCCCUUAAAUAUAGCAUAGGGCCAAAACAGAUGACUGAUCUGGUAGAUGAAGGUUUAGGACUCCUUCCCUUAAUCCUUAGAUUUUGGUGACUUGUGGCUUUUUUCUUGACCAACCCAGCCCAUGACUACAUUUCAAAGUAGUUGAAAUAGCGUGCUUGAAAACAUACCUAUUUCAUCUGUAACUGUUCAGGCCAAUGCAGCCUUUCCAACUGUAUGUAUUGUGGGGCUUUUAUGUAGCACUUUACAUUUUCAUGCUGCUUAUUGUUUAUUCUACUGAAAUAAAUGAAUUUCAUCAAAAUUCUCAACUAUUUUUAAAAAACCUUUAAAAAUUGUUUAUUACUUUGAUUAUAGAAAUACAAAAUUUCCUAUUUCAAGAGAAUAAGAAGUCUUUAUUAUUUCUGGCUAUGAAUACAUUUUCUGAUAUCUUGAGACCUCCCAUUUUUGUAAUCCGGUCAGUGAACAAGCAAACCUCACACAUAUUGAGCAGAAACCUAGGCUGAAUUACUGAAAAGCCUGUAUUGUUUAAUUACUUGCAAGUAAGUAUAUGUGAAGUAAAUGCAUUUAAGCGGGCCUGACUUAACAAAGAAUAAGGGCACAUUAAAGUAUGUACUAUUAAAGCCUUUGUGGGUGGCUGCACAUUGCUCACAUGCUGUUUGGAACACCUCGGACAGUUGCCUUGAGAACUAGUUUGAGCUGCUCAAUAAAACCAGUGACUUUAUUCAUACCUUGCUUUGACCAGAGGUUGUAUUCUCUGUGUCAUUCGUUCUUACCUCCUGCCCAUCCUACCUCCUUGGAUAUUCUCUCACAUCUUUCCACUUCUCUUCGUGCUCACCACCACUUUACCAAUUAGCCAUCACCUCCUCUGUUCUAGUGCAGUAACCUCCACCAAGUGUCCAGUCUUGCCCCAUUCAUCACAUUGAAGCCGGAGUUAUCUUCAGUGCACAGAUCUGACCCCAUCUCUCCCAGUGUCCCCUUAAUGUGGGACACAAGGCUGUGUGUGACGACAAGUUCCACCCAGCUUUCUGGCCUAAUAACUUCACUGCAUAUGUGUGCUAGGUCCUUUCCACAACUCUGAUCUUGAGCCACAGGGCCCAGUCCCCUCCCCUGAGAGAAUUGAACAAAUGUUAAAGUUUCACACCCACUGCCUCACACCACAUACAAAAAUUAAACUCAAUAGAUUUAAGACCUUAAUAUAAGAGCAAAAACUAAAGUCUUAGAAGAAAACAGUUAAUCUUUGUGGCCAGGGUUAGGCAGUGGUUUCUUAGGUACGAUAUCAAAAGCACAAGCAAGCAAAGAGUAGAUAAAUUAUAAUUCACCAGAAUAAAAAAACUUGUGUUUCAAAGAAUACCAUUAAUAAAGUAAAAAGGACACAGAAAAGGAGAAAGUAUUUGCAGAUCAUAUACCUAAUAAGAGACUUGCAUCUAGAAUAUCUAAAGAACUCAUAACUUAAUAAUAAAAAAAACCUGAUUAAAACAUGGCAUAGGGUUUGAAUAGACAUUUGUACAAAGAAGAAAUGGCCACUAAAUAGGAAAAGAUGCUCAACAUCAUUAGUCAUUAGGGAGAUGCACAUCAAAACCAGCGAGACCGCUUCACACACAUGAUGGCUAGAAUAAAAAGUAUUGGUGAGGAUGUGGAAAAAUUGGAGCUCUCAUACCUUGCUGGUGGAAAUGUAAACUGGUGCAGCCACUUGGAAAAAUUGGUAGUUCCUCAGGAAGUUAAACAUAGAGUUAUCAUUGUGACUCAGCAAUUCCACUUCCAGGUAUAUAUCCAAGAGAAAUGAAGACGUUCACACAAAUUUGUACACAAAUAUUCAUAGCAGCAUUGGCUGCCAUUAACCAAGAACUGGAAACUCAAAUGCCCAACAACUUAUGAAUGGAUAAAGAGAUGUAUUAUACAAUACAAUGGAAUAUUGCUUGGCAAUGCAAAAGAAUGAAAUUUUAAUACAUGAUUCUAUUUAUGUGAAAUGUCCAGAUUAGGCAGGCAAAUCCAUACAGACAAAGUAGAUUGGUGAUAGCCAGGGAAGGGGGAAGAGAACUGGCUGCUAAUGGGUGUGAGGUUUCUUUAGGGAAAUGAAACUGUUCUAAAGUUACAUAGUGGUAAUAGUUGCACAGCUCUGAAAUACUGAAAACCAUACAUGAAAGUACAUCUAUGGUAUGUGAAUGAUAUUGCAAUAAAGCUGUUAUAAAAAAGUUA